Vicugna pacos (alpaca) is the source of this 3215-nucleotide messenger RNA. The record is from RefSeq and is a predicted model, not a curated record. NCBI's taxonomy places the organism in Eukaryota, Metazoa, Chordata, Mammalia, Artiodactyla, Camelidae.
GUACGGACAUUGCUGCAGGAGAAGAAGUUGCCAUCAAGCUUGAGUGUGUCAAAACCAAACACCCUCAGCUCCACAUCGAGAGCAAAAUCUACAAGAUGAUGCAGGGAGGAGUGGGCAUCCCCACCAUCCGGUGGUGCGGGGCGGAGGGGGACUACAACGUCAUGGUGAUGGAGCUGCUGGGGCCCAGCCUAGAGGACCUCUUCAACUUUUGCUCCAGGAAAUUCAGCCUCAAAACUGUCCUGCUCCUUGCUGACCAAAUGAUUAGUCGUAUUGAGUACAUUCACUCGAAGAACUUCAUCCACCGGGACGUGAAGCCGGACAACUUCCUCAUGGGGCUGGGUAAGAAGGGCAACCUGGUGUACAUCAUCGACUUUGGACUGGCCAAGAAGUACCGGGACGCCCGCACCCACCAGCACAUCCCCUACCGCGAGAACAAGAACCUCACCGGGACGGCACGCUACGCCUCCAUCAACACGCACCUCGGCAUCGAGCAAUCUCGGAGGGACGACCUGGAGUCGCUGGGCUAUGUGCUCAUGUACUUCAACCUGGGCUCGCUGCCCUGGCAGGGACUGAAGGCGGCCACCAAGCGGCAGAAGUACGAGAGGAUCAGCGAGAAGAAGAUGUCCACGCCCAUCGAGGUGCUGUGCAAAGGCUACCCCUCCGAGUUUGCCACGUACCUGAACUUCUGCCGCUCCCUGCGCUUCGACGACAAGCCCGACUACUCCUACCUGCGCCAGCUCUUCCGCAACCUCUUCCACCGGCAGGGCUUCUCCUACGACUACGUGUUCGACUGGAACAUGCUCAAGUUCGGAGCCAGCCGGGCAGCUGACGAUGCCGAGCGGGAACGCCGGGACCGAGAGGAGCGCUUGAGACACUCCCGAAAUCCAGCCACCCGCGGCCUCCCCUCCACGGCCUCUGGCCGGCUGAGGGGGACACAGGAAGUGGCUCCUCCCACACCCCUCACCCCUACCUCACACACUGCAAACACCUCUCCUCGGCCCGUGUCCGGCAUGGAAAGAGAGCGGAAAGUGAGUAUGCGGCUGCACCGCGGCGCCCCGGUCAACAUCUCCUCGUCCGACCUCACAGGCCGGCAAGAUACCUCCCGCAUGUCCACCUCACAGAAUAGCAUUCCUUUCGAGCACCACGGCAAGUAGCUGCACGUCUCCCGUCGGAAGGCAGCGCUGGAUUCCCGGUCGGGUGGCUUCCAGUGGUCUUCAGUCUGUCGUGCACCGAUGAGAACUCUCCUUUUGCGGUGAGGGCAGACGAUGCAUGGCUGAUCUCCUCUGUUACUAGUGACACGCCCCCCCGGUCUAGAACCGGAACGUUACCACCAGGAGCUCCAGGCCACCCACCCGGCAACUCCCAUGGGGAACCAAACACACACCCAACCGGACAGAAUCCAAGCGCUGCCAUCGCCGGGGGCUGUACCAGGCCCCCGGGAACACGGUGAUAGCGGGGCUGGGACGAGAAGCCGAGUGAGGCGGCUGCGGAGAGUCAGACUCCCGCCCAGGAGUCUUUCAGUCCCUCCGGUGCAGCCGGGCCCUGCCGAGUCUACUGUACCCACCGACCUUCUACUUGGUUAAGACAGUUUUGUAUCAUUUUGCUAAAAAUUAUUGGCUUAAAUCUGUGUAAAGAAAUCUGUCUUUUUAUUGUUUCUUUCAUGUCUGUUUUUGCGGUCUUAAAAAAGAUGCUGACUUUAAAGAAUUGUGAAGCCGACGCUGGCGUGGAGUUUGCGUAGAGAGUGAGGCAGGGAGCAGAGCACGUGGGCUCCGGGGUCCGCGUCUCGUGGUGGUGUGUUGUGUGGUCCGCCGCGGAGAGGGGUUUUCUCGUCAGAAACUGUCACGUGUGCACACGUGUGUAAGUGACGUGUAUGUCUGUGCGUGUCGUGUGCUGUUUCGUGACCUCACUCACUUGGUCUUGGCCAUCACUCCCCCUUCCCCACCGGGAACUGAGACGCCUGCUCGCCGCGGAAGCGCCGAGAUCCUCGUGGUCGGUCAUGAGAGCGGCCAGACAGCGCGGCUGCCCCGAGUGCAGCGGGUGCUUCCAGACAGCGCUGCCCGCGGGCUGAUCUUCCCGGACGCAGCUAGGAGCCCUGAAGACUGCGCUGUGUCGCCAACCCUCGGGAGCGGAUGCGGACUGAGAGACGCUGGCCCCUCCUCGGGCUGUGUGUGGUGGUUUUGGCCACGGCUGCCUCAAUGCCUUUGAACCUGGAAAGUCUUCUGAACAGACAGUGUUGCCGGUGCAGGCUGGCCCUUCAUCUGUGCUAACAUCUGUGUGCUCAAAACCAGGGGCCGGGGCGUCUGCUGGAUGCUGGCGUUGCCCAGAGUGGCUGGCUGGCCCAAGGGAAUCCUCUCUGAAGUGCCAAGAAGCAGGUGACCCUGACGACCUGAUUGUCCGGGAGGGUGAGGGGGUCACACACUUCUGUGACCUGCGCUGGGACGAGGUGAACCCCAUGGAGGUCAAGAAGGGGGCAGGGCUGAGUCUUCCCAGAGGGACCCUCUGAGCAGCUCUCCUGAGGCGCCCCUGGUCUUGCAGAGGUGGUGGCAGCCGGUAGCCAGGAGAUGAGGUGCAGCCUGUGUGUCCUGAGGCCCCUUCCUGCUGCUUCCUGUCACCCUGCUGCAGCGUGUGCUACUUGGCACCGGGGCACUCGUGGGAAGCUAGGGACCUGCAAGGUGCCCCGUCUGCGUUUUCCCUUCCUGCCCCCGAAGUCACAGCCCCGGGAUGCUGGCGGGCCCUGACUGCUGUGUUGACAUGUAGAAUGCAGCUGUUUGCUUCUCUCCGAGUCCUGGGCUGGCUGUGCUGCAAGUGACCAGGCGUAGCGGUUGGCCAGGUGGGGCUGUGUUUCUGGGCAUGUAGGCGGAACUUGGGUGAGUCAGAGCAAGCUGGGGGCUUUCACACUGCGGCCCAGUGCCUUCUGCAGAGGGGACCUUCCCUCCCGGGGAGGUGUCAGCAUGCAGGUUGCUGCCUGAAAGUGCCAGGUGGCGUUUGAGGUGUGGGCUCCGACCCUGAGCCCUCAGCAGUGCGGUUGUGGACAGCUGGUGCCCCCAAGCCCCAUGUUUGACUCCCCACCUGACCUGCAGGAAGCAGAGUGAGAACGUCUGUGUCAGCCUGUGUGUCCGUGGCCAGUCUUGGGCCUGCGCGUUUGUGCGCCCACUGUACUUGUGUACCUAACCACCGUGUAAAUAAUAAAUUCAUGACGGUUUCUGCCUUUCUUC